CACAGUCAUUAUAAGAAGAAAAAUAGAUAUGCUAGUUGUUGUUAUCUAUAUAUAAGAAAAAGAAAACAAAGAAGCAUUAAAGCAAAAAUGGUUUCAUCUUCAUCUUCUACUUCUUCUUCUUCUGAAGUAAAGAUUAUCACAGAAUGCUUCAUCAAACCCAAAACCCACCCUGAAAAAUCAAAUGAGCCAUACCAUUUAUCACCACUUGAUCAUCUCAUGCUCUCAUUCCAAUACAUCCAAAAGGGUCUUCUCUUUCUGAAACCAUCUGAUGAUGCAACCAACCCAAAGGACUUCAUGGAGACUUUGCUGCAAAGGCUUAAAGACUCUCUAGCAACAACACUCGUCCACUUCUACCCUCUCGCAGGUCGUCUCUCCACCUUGAAAACAGACAUUCCAAGAUCUUACUCGGUGUUUGUGGACUCUGACAACAGUCCCGGAGCUGGAUUCAUCCAUGCCAAGACAGAUCUAAGCGUAUCAGACAUUGUAGGGUCCUCACACGUUCCUUUGGUCGUUCAGUCUUUCUUUGACCAUCACAAAGCAGUUGGUCUCGAUGGUCAGAACAUGAGUCUCGUAUCGGUCAAGGUAACAGAGCUGGUGGACGGAGUGUUCAUAGGAUUGUCUAUGAAUCAUUCAGUUGGAGAUGGCAAUACUUUCUGGAACUUCUUCAACUCUUGGUCCGAGAUCUUCAACUCACAAGAAGAAGAUGACGUUUGUCUCAAGAAUCCUCAGAUCUUUCGUGAAGCGUCUGGUCCUAUCUGCAGGCUUCCUUACAGCCCGCUUGACGAGUCUAUUAAUCGAUCCGAAUCUCCGGUUUUGAAAGAGAGAAUGUUCCAUUUCUCAUCAGAAGCAGUGAGUUCACUCAAAUCAAAGGCCAAUCAAGACUGCAGAACAACAACGACAAUGAUGAUCUCUUCUCUGCAGUCACUAACCGCAUUUAUAUGGAGAAGCAUUACAAGAGCAAGGAGCUUAUCAAACGAUCAAGAAACCACUUGCAGGUUUGCAGUAGGAACUAGAACAAGAUUGAAUCCACCGUUGCCUACGAAUCACUUCGGAGUUUACACAUCUCUCGCAAGCACCACUGCCAAAACUGGUGAAGUAUUGGAGAAUGUGUUAGGAUGGGCUGCUUCGAAGCUGCAUCAAGCUGUAACAGAAAAAAGCGAGAAUAUCAGUUCCGAGCUCGAACAGUGGUUGAAGGCUCCUUUUUUUGUGCAGCCGGAUAAGUUUUCUGAACCGAACCUAAUUCACAUGGGAAGCUCGCCGAGGUUUGACAAGUACGGGAGCGAGUUUGGGAUGGGGAAAGCUGUUGCGGUUAGGAGCGGUUAUAACAGUAAGCAUGACGGGAAGGUGUCAGCUUACCCUGGGAGAGAAGGAGGUGGAAGCAUUGUUUUGGAGGUCUGUCUUUUGCCAGAGUUUAUGGAAGCUUUGGAAUCAGAUCAAGAGUUCAUGUCACUCGUCUCUGAUUCUUGAUCCUAUUCAUAUUUCUCAGACAACAGAAACUAAGGUUUCUUUGUUUGAUAAGGUUGUUGUUGUUGUUGUUGUUGUUGUUGUCUGAUUUUGAUUUAUUAAUUGUCAAGAUGGAUACUGCAGUUGUUGGAGACAAAUGUUUCAAUUUUUUAUUAAGAUCAGAGUUGAAGUC
Molecule: messenger RNA, 1636 nt
Organism: Raphanus sativus (radish)
Lineage: Eukaryota; Viridiplantae; Streptophyta; Magnoliopsida; Brassicales; Brassicaceae
Exons: 1
Coding region: 88-1467 (459 amino acids)
Source: RefSeq, a predicted model, not a curated record